This is a messenger RNA of Zonotrichia leucophrys gambelii, 4522 nucleotides long. RefSeq names its product dynamin 2 (gene DNM2). Gene Ontology annotation, molecular function: GTPase activity; microtubule binding; GTP binding. The transcript is spliced from 21 exons. The record is from RefSeq and is a predicted model, not a curated record. Gene Ontology annotation, biological process: synaptic vesicle endocytosis. Lineage: Eukaryota; Metazoa; Chordata; Aves; Passeriformes; Passerellidae. Gene Ontology annotation, cellular component: cytoplasm; membrane; microtubule.
GACUCUGAGGGGAAGUUUGGCCGCCGCCGCCGCCGCGGGCCCCGUGAGGAGGAGCCGCCGCCGGGAGCGCGGGCCCGGCACCGCCGCGCCGCCAUGGGCAACCGGGGCAUGGAGGAGCUCAUCCCGCUGGUCAACAAGCUGCAGGACGCCUUCAGCUCCAUCGGGCAGAGCUGCCACCUCGACCUGCCGCAGAUCGCCGUGGUGGGCGGGCAGAGCGCCGGCAAGAGCUCGGUGCUCGAGAACUUCGUGGGCCGGGAUUUCCUUCCCCGUGGCUCUGGGAUCGUCACCCGCCGGCCUCUGAUCCUGCAGCUCAUCUUCUCCAAGACGGAAUAUGCCGAGUUCCUGCACUGCAAGUCCAAGAAGUUCACGGAUUUCGAUGAGGUGCGGCAGGAGAUCGAGGCGGAGACCGACCGGGUGACGGGCACCAACAAGGGCAUCUCCCCCGUGCCCAUCAACCUGCGCGUGUACUCGCCCCACGUGCUGAACCUGACCCUGAUCGACCUGCCCGGGAUCACCAAGGUGCCCGUGGGGGAUCAGCCGCAGGACAUCGAGUUCCAGAUCCGCGACAUGAUCCUGCAGUUCAUCAGCAGGGAGAGCAGCCUGAUCCUGGCCGUCACCCCGGCCAACAUGGACCUGGCCAACUCGGACGCGCUCAAGAUGGCCAAGGAGGUGGAUCCGCAGGGCCUGAGGACCAUCGGGGUCAUCACCAAGCUGGACCUGAUGGACGAAGGCACCGACGCCCGGGACGUGCUGGAGAACAAACUGCUGCCCCUGCGGAGAGGCUACAUCGGGGUGGUGAACCGCAGCCAGAAGGACAUCGAUGGCAAGAAGGACAUCAGGGCCGCGCUGGCUGCCGAGCGCAAAUUCUUCCUGUCACACCCGGCCUACCGCACUGGCGGCAUGGGACCCCCUUCCCACCUGGAAAAAUGCGAAUUUCCCGUCUGAGUUUUGGCCGUGCCCCUGCAGCAACUGACCAACCACAUCCGGGAGUCGCUGCCGUCGCUGCGCAGCAAGCUGCAGAGCCAGCUGCUCUCCCUGGAGAGGAGGGGAGAAACCCUGGGAUUUGCACUGUCCCAGCCCAGCUGGGGGAAUUGGGCGUUUCUGCCCCCUCAUUGCCGUUCCUGCCCCAGGAUGGUGCAGCAGUUCGGGGUGGACUUUGAGAAGAGGAUCGAGGGCUCGGGGGACCAGGUGGACACUCUGGAGCUCUCCGGGGGCGCCAGGAUCAACCGGAUUUUCCACGAGAGGUUUCCCUUCGAGCUGGUCAAGAUGGAAUUCGACGAGAAGGAUCUGAGGCGGGAGAUCAGCUACGCCAUCAAGAACAUCCACGGGGUGAGGACGGGGCUGUUCACACCAGACCUGGCCUUCGAGGCCAUUGUGAAGAAGCAGGUGGUGAAGCUGAAGGAGCCGUGCCUGAAAUGUGUGGAUCUGGUGAUCCAGGAGCUCAUCAACACCGUGCGCCAGUGCACCAGUAAGCUGGGCUCGUACCCCCGGCUGCGGGAGGAGACCGAGCGCAUCGUCACCACCCACAUCCGCGAGAGGGAGGGCAAAACCAAGGACCAGAUCCUGCUGCUCAUCGACAUCGAGCUCUCCUACAUCAACACCAACCACGAGGAUUUCAUCGGCUUCGCCAACGCCCAGCAGCGGAACACUCAGAUCAACAAGAAGAGAGCGAUCCCAAACCAGGGGGAGAUCCUGGUGAUCCGCCGGGGCUGGCUCACCAUCAACAACAUCAGCAUCAUGAAGGGCGGCUCCAAGGAGUACUGGUUCGUGCUCACGGCCGAGUCGCUCUCCUGGUACAAGGACGAGGAGGAGAAGGAGAAGAAGUACAUGCUGCCUUUGGACAACCUGAAAAUCAGGGAUGUGGAGAAGGGAUUCAUGUCCACCAAACACAUCUUUGCCAUCUUCAACACGGAGCAGAGGAACGUGUACAAGGACCUGCGGCAGAUCGAGCUGGCCUGCGACUCGCAGGAGGACGUGGACAGCUGGAAAGCCUCCUUCCUGCGGGCAGGGGUCUAUCCUGAGAAGGACCAGACGGAGAGCGAGGACGGCGCCCAGGAGAACACCUUCUCCAUGGACCCGCAGCUGGAGAGGCAGGUGGAGACCAUCCGCAACCUCGUGGACUCCUACGUGGGGAUCAUCAACAAAUCCAUCCGGGACCUCAUGCCAAAGACCAUCAUGCACCUCAUGAUCAACAAUACCAAGGAUUUCAUCCACUCGGAGCUGCUGGCCUUCCUGUACUCGUCGUCGGACCAGGGCAGCCUGAUGGAGGAGUCGGCGGAGCAGGCGCAGCGCCGGGACGAGAUGCUGCGCAUGUACCACGCGCUCAAGGAGGCGCUGGCCAUCAUCGGCGACAUCAGCACCAGCACCGUGUCCACGCCCGUGCCCCCGCCCGUGGACGACACCUGGCUGCAGCCCGCGGCCGGCCACAGCCCGCCCCCGCAGCGCCGGCCGCCCUCGGCCCUGCUGCCCCCCGGCCGCCCCCCGUCCCUGCGCGCCCCGGCCCCGGGGCCGCCGCUGCUGCCGCUGCCCGGGGGGGCCCCGCCCGGGCCGGCCCCGCCCGCCUUCGCCGCGCCCCCCAUCCCGUCCCGCCUCGGCCCCUUCGCCGCCGCCGCUGCCGCCAGCGACCCCUUCGCGGCCCCGCCCCAGAUCCCCGCCCGGCCCGCGCGCAUCCCGCCCGGCAUCCCGCCCGGCGUGCCCAGGAGGCCCCCGGCGGCCCCGAGCCGCCCGACCAUCAUCCGCCCUGCCGAGCCCUCCCUGCUGGAUUAACCCGGGACCCGCGGGCUCCUCACCCUGCCCCGCGCCACCAACAGCGCCCCGCAACGGGAGGAACGGGCAAAAACGGGGGAGAAACGGGAAAAACGGGGAAAAAACAACCCAGAGCCAGCCCGCAGCCAUCCUGGGGCUGAUCCUGGAUCCCAUCCCGGGCUGAUCCCAAAUCCUGGGGCUGAUCCUGGAUCCCAUCCCAGGGUGAUCUCAGAUCCUGGGGCUGAUCCUGGAUCCCAUCCCAGGGUGAUCUCAGAUCCUGGGGCUGAUCCUGGAUCCCAUCCCAGGGUGAUCUCAGAUCCUGGGCUGUUCCUGGAUCCCAUCCCAGGGUGAUCCCAAAUCCUGGGCUGAUCCUGGAUCCCAUCCCAGGGUGAUCUCAGAUCCUGGGGUGAUCCCUGGGGUGAUCCCGGAUUCCUUCCCGGGGUGAUCUCAGAUCCUGGGGCUGAUCCCAGAUCGCAUCCCUGGCUGAUCCUGGGGUGUUCCCACAGUGAUCCCAGAUCCUGGGGUGAUCCCAGGGCUGUUCCUGGAUCCCAUCCCGGGCUGAUCUCAGAUCCUGGGGCUGAUCCUGGAUCCUGGGGUGAUCCCGGAUCCGUUCCUGGGGUGAUCUCAGAUCCUGGGGUGAUCCCAGGGCUGAUCCUGGAUCCCAUCCCAGGGUGAUCCCAGAUCCUGGGGCUGAUCCUGGGGUGUUCCCACAGUGAUCCCAGAUCCUGGGGCUGAUCCCAGAUCCUGGGGUGAUCUCAGAUCCUGGGGCUGAUCCCAGAUCCCAUCCCAGGCUGAUCCCAAAUCCUGGGGCUGAUCCCAGAUCCCAUCCCAGGCUGAUCCCAGAUCCUGGGGCUGAUCCUGGAUCCCAUCCCGGGCUGAUCCCCCCGUUCCCGUCCCGUCGGGGGCAGCUCCGGGCAGGUCCCUGCAGCUGAUCCUGGCAGCUCCGGGGCCCCCCCGGUGUUUUUUUGGGAUUUUGGGAACUUUGCACUUUGUGAGAAUUCCCGAGGGGGGAGGGAGGGCCCGGCCCCGCCUCUGCCUUCCUCCCCCCUCCUCCUCCUCCUCCUCCUCCUCUGUUCCCGAAUUCCGGGGAUUUUGCCCCAAACUCACCCGCGGCUCCCCCUCCGCCCCCUCCCAGGGAUUUGGGGUUUCUUGGUUGUUUUUUUUUUUUUUUUUGGUUUUUGGGGUUUUUUUAAAGAAUUGGGGUUUUUGAGCAAGGGAAAACACUGGAAUUCCCAGAGCACCGAUCCCAAUUCCCUGAGAACCUCAGGAAUUUCAUCCCGGGAUUACCCGGGAGAGGAGGAGGAGGAGGAGGGGGAGGGGGAGGAAGCUGCGGCCCCCCGGGGUGGGGGAGGGGGCUUUGCUCUGGAAGCUUCUCCCCCUCCCCCGCCCCGUUCCCGAUCCCGCUCCGCCGGGAGCCGAGGUUGUAAAUAUUUUUACAGACUUGUAUUAAUUGUAUAAAAAAAAAAACCCAUAAAAAAAAAAGAGGGGAAAAAGAAAAAAAAAAAAAACACAAAAAACAAACCAGGAAAAAAAAAAAAAAAAGGAACAAAUGGCGGCCCAGCAAUAAUGUGGAUUUUUCCGACCCCCCCCCGGCCCCGGUGCCUUAACGACCCCCCGGCUCGGGGGGGCCAAUUAAUCCAUUAACGAGCCGGGGGCGGUUUUGGGGGGGCGGCUCCGGCCCCCCCCGGGGGUCCCCCCGAAGUGCCUCCGCUCCGCGUCCCAUUAAUGAACUAAAAACCGGCAAAAAAAUCCGAAUAAAGGGAAAAAAAAUCCAAAA